Molecule: messenger RNA, 1338 nt
Organism: Hevea brasiliensis (rubber tree)
Lineage: Eukaryota; Viridiplantae; Streptophyta; Magnoliopsida; Malpighiales; Euphorbiaceae
Product: protein GET4
Exons: 12
Coding region: 113-1087 (324 amino acids)
Biological process (GO): protein insertion into ER membrane
Cellular component (GO): cytosol
Molecular function (GO): protein binding
Source: RefSeq, a predicted model, not a curated record
UUUUUAACUUCAUCCGCUGGUUUGAUUGGUAAUACAUUAUACACCUUCGAGCUUAAUUAGAUCGAUUUGUCAUUGAAUAUUGAAGAAGAAGAAGAAGAAGGAAGGAGACGACAUGUCGCGAGAAAGAUCGAGAAGAGCCAAUCUGCCUCCUGUUCAAGAGAACAUUGAGAAGUUGGAGAAAGUCAUAAAUGAGGGUAACUGCUAUGGAGCACAACAGAUGUACAAAUCAAUCAGUGCGCGAUAUUCAUCUGCUCAGAGAUGUUCUGAAGCUUUGGAUCUACUUCAUUCAGGUGCAUGCCUCCAACUUGAACAUGGACAGGUAACUUGCGGAUCAGAGCUUGCUGUAUUGUUUGUGGAGACACUUGUUAAGGGAAAAGUUCCUUAUGAUGAUGAUACACUUGAUCGCGUCAGGAAAAUCUACAAGAUGUUUCCUCAAAUUCCUCUGCCACAACACUUGGGGGACUUGGGGGAUGAUGAUGAUGUGCAGCAACUCACUGAAGCCAUUGGUGCAGCAAAAACACGAGUAGAAUGCUGCUCCUCUUUCUUAAAAGCUGCUAUUAGGUGGUCUGCAGAGUUUGGAGCUCAUAAGAAUGGAUCCCCACAACUGCAUGCUAUGCUAGCUGAAUAUCUAUUUUCUGAAUCUCCCGAGUUGGACAUGGCUAGAAUAUCAUAUCAUUUUGUUCGAGGCGAUGACCCCAAGAAGUUUGCGUCUACUAUAGUCAAUUUUAUGGGCAAGUGUUAUCCUGGUGAAGAUGAUCUGGCUAUUGCACGGGCAGUUUUACUGUAUUUGGCUAUGGGUAAUCUGAGAGAUGCUAAUUGUUUGUUGGAUGAGAUAAAGAAACAAGUGGAAUCUAAGAAGAUUGAGCUUCCGAAAUCGGAUUUGAUGCGAUAUAUCAACUAUCUUUUGCCAACGAUGCAGAGAGAUUCUUUGCCUCUUUUUAAUAUGUUGAGAGUGAGUUACAAGUCAAGUAUAGACAAGGAACCUGUAUUUAAUGAGUUGCUUGAUGAAACUGCAGAAAAGUUCUAUGGAGUAAAACGUAGAAAUCCCCUGCAAGGGAUGUUGGGUGAUAUUUUCAAGAUGAUGUAAUCACACCAAUAUGAAGAGAGUUUCAAUCUCUUGGGACCUUUGACAGUUCCUCCAGCUAUUCAAUUUUUGAUGUUUAUUUAAAUGGAGUAAUUCAACAAUAGUUUGAACUGUUCCUGAUAGUUGUAUUAUCAUUGUUUUUUUGAACUACAUGAUAUUUCUCUUGUAAUUGAACAACAGUUUUAUGCCUGCCCCUACAUAAUUUCCCUGUUCUGAUUUUGCUAUUUGUAAACUUGAAUUGGGUGAUUCUUUCA